UUUACUGUGGAGGCCACAAGCCACAAUGACCCAAAAAAAAAAAAAAUUUCCUGUCAAAAACCUUCCACUAUGGAUAUAGAUCGAGUAGAGUGAUUGUAUUGUACUCUGAUGAGCCCACAGUCACUACUUUCCCUCUAAAAAAAGGAUUGUCUUCCUUCUUCCUCCCCACAAAUAAAAGUAACAGUACAGCAGUGGUUAUGGAUGUUAGUGAUGAUGAGAUGGAAUUAGAAAUAGAAACCCCUGAAAAUGGGAAAAAGGGUUUCAUGUAUCUAGCUUUUCGAUUAACCUCAGCUCUUCUUUUCCCAAUCUUUGCCUUCCUUUUCUUGUCAAUAUUAUUAGGUUUCUUAGCAAUUCUCAUGGGCCAUUUUUCUAUUACAACCCCCCCCUCUCUUCCAUUUCAGUGCAGGAUACUCUCCAGUAGCGUGGAUCUUAGAUCAUCUAAGAUUUGUGAGCUUGGGUUGUUGAAUUAUAAAGCCAAGCAUGUGUUUUAUCCAAAUAACAGAAGCAAAUUUCGCUGUCGCUAUGAUUACUACUGGGCUUCAGUGUUUGAGGUGGAAUACGAAGAUUAUUCUUUGGGUCAGACUCAAUUUGCUUUGGCAGAGGCUCCAAAUGAGGCCCUUCCUCUAAAUUGCCGCCCUAAUUUUGGUGCUGCAUGGUUGGCCAAAGAUAAAUUCAAGGUUAAUAAAACCUAUGACUGCUGGUAUACAUCAGGCAUUUCGAAAGUGAGUUUAUAUCGUGAUGAUCUUUUCAGUUGUCAAGCAAAAGAUCCAUCUCAAGCUGAGAUGAUAAAACGUUAUUUCAUCCUGUCUAAAGAGAUGUUGCAUUCCUCCCCAGUCUGGAAGAAAGGAAAAGCUAGCUAUUGGGGGUGGGAAACGAUAGCCGGAGUUAUUACUGGUUUUUCAACUUCUAUAAUCACCAUCAGCUUUAUAAAAAUCCUACAGUACAUUAAAUCAUGGCUUCGUCUAACUUCUGUAGCUAGGAUGUUUUCUCGCGCCAAUGUAGUUUUCUUCAAGCGAGCUUGUUUUCUUGUGGCGUACUUUUCUUUUAUGGGUUGGUUGACAAUCCAGUGUGGGAAAAGGUUUGGUCUCCCUGAGAUUUACAGAGUUGAUAAUUACUAGAAGCAGUCUUUUAACAAGGGCCAAUUCCUUUUUUCUCUUCCCCGGAACCUGGAUGCUGCAUUGCUGCAAUUUGACACACUCGUCGCCCAAUGAUUCCAUGGGUGCCAAAUGUAUUUUUUUAGAAGAAAUGUUGAGCAACUUGUGUAUGUAGCUGAGAAAUAGACUUCAUGUAUAGUCAUAUCAUGUUAUAUGAAAAAAAAUCUCAUUGACGUA
Molecule: messenger RNA, 1331 nt
Organism: Populus trichocarpa (black cottonwood)
Lineage: Eukaryota; Viridiplantae; Streptophyta; Magnoliopsida; Malpighiales; Salicaceae
Exons: 5
Coding region: 198-1118 (306 amino acids)
Source: RefSeq, a predicted model, not a curated record